AUCCUUCUAUUUAUUUACUUUAUAUUGUAUAGAUAGUAGGUAUAGUAUAGUGUAGAUAGUAGGUAUAAUAUAUGAUUAUACCCAAUUCUUUUCCACCUCUUAUAUUGUAAACCAUUUCAAAGCUCUUCGAGAGAAGUGAUAAAAGUGGGGAAUUAUCUUAAAGAUAUAAUAACACCGAUAUACUGUAACUGUGCAAUAACUCUGGUGAUACAACUGUGGUACAGUGAUUCAAUCAAUAUGUUCUGCAAAUUAUUAUUUUUUGCAUUUUUAUUAAAAAUUGCAAACAGCAAUGUAACCAAUUAUGCAGAUAAUAUAACAUUACAUUUUACACAUGAAAUUAAGAAUUGGGUACAAGUACAACAAAAAUCUGAAGAAUUUCAACAUUUGAUCCAAAGUUUAACUCUUCCAACUAAUUUACAACGUGUUGACUGGCGUAGCUUUGAUGAUGAAAGAGGCACAAUUAUUUGCAUAAUAUGCCGAUCUAUCUUAAAUGUUUUUAUGGAAUAUCGUAAGCACGGUAUGUCAGGGGAAAACAUUGGAUAUUUAGUAACUAAACUUUGUACACUACUGAAUCUGCAAACUCCAGACGUCUGUAAAGGUGCAAUAAAUAUCAAUUUGCCAGUAAUCUUGCAUAUCAUAGAUUCAAGACCGAAUCUAACAUCGUCCACAAUUUGUGGAAUUGUACUAGAAUCACAAUCUUGUCCGCUUAAUAAUGACGAGUUCAAUUGGACAAUCGACAUUGACAGUAGUCCUCCGAAACUGAUUGACCUGGAGGAGAGUGAUGAAAUUAUAAAUGUGAUACAAAUUACGGAUAUUCAUUACGAUCCCAACUACGAACCUUAUGGUAAUUCGCAGUGUAAGGAACCAACAUGUUGUCGAAAAGGACAGAACGACACAAACACAAGUGACAAAGUGGCAGGGUAUUGGGGAGAUUAUAAUCAUUGUGAUAGUCCGUGGCAUGCUGUUAUUGAUACUCUAGAUCACAUUCGAGCCGAGCAUGAGAAUAUUUCCUACGUUUAUUUCACUGGCGACAUAAUAGACCACGGCGUUUGGGAAACCACGAUUGAAGGAAAUGUGGAAAGCCUUAAUAAAAGUUACAUUCAAAUUCGCGAAACAUUCAAAAAUAUUCCUGUGUAUCCAAUUUUGGGUAAUCACGAACCGCAUCCGCUGAAUCAAUUUGCACCUCAGACUAUCACUAAUGAAGAGAUAAGCACGCAAUGGCUGUAUCGCAUGAUGGCUGAUUUAUGGAUUAAUUUCGGAUGGUUACCAGAAUCUACACGUUCUACCAUUCUAAAGGGCGGAUAUUAUACAUUUUCGCCCAAGAAAGGAUUUAGAAUUAUAGCUCUGAACAAUAACGUGUGUUAUUGUUAUAAUUGGUGGAUAUGGUAUCAACCGGCAGAUCCUGAUGGCCAGUUGCAAUGGUUAUCGAACACACUUUUACAGGCUGAAAAGGAUGUCGAAUUCGUUCACAUAUUAGGGCAUAUUCCACCUGGUCAUCAGCAUUGUCAAACUACGUGGAAAAGGGAAUAUAUUAAAAUUGUCAACCGAUAUGCCCACAUUAUUAGAGCGCAAUUCAACGGUCAUACGCAUAAGGAUGAAUUAGAAUUAUUUUAUAGUACUGAUGAUAGCAGCAAAAUCAAUAACGUCGCUUGGAACGGCGGUAGCAUGACUGCUUAUUCAAAUUUAAAUCCCAACUACAAGUUGUAUUUUGUUGAUAGCAAAAAUUACGCAGUGAAAGAUUUUGAGAAUUGGACGUAUAAUUUAACUUUAGCAAAUGAGGACGCUGAUCAACGACCGUCAUGGUACAAGUCGUAUUCAUUUAAAGAGGAAUAUAACGUUUCCAAUAUAACAUACGAUUCAUUACAUGUUUGGCUCUCUGAAUUAGCAACCAAUGAAAAUCUAUUAAGUCGUUAUUACAGAAACUAUUUCAAACAUGCUGAACCAUCGCUGAGAAAAGAAUGUGACACAAAGUGCAUGAGGUCCUACAUGUGCAGUAUAAUUGUAAGUCUAGGAGAUCACAAAACUAAAUGUCUUAAUAGUCAGCAUUGAUAUUUUGGAGAUAUCAAUUUAACUUUUUAACGAUAGUGAAGAAAAGUACUACUUAUUGAGUAAAUUUAUGAAAAAACAAGAAAAUUUAUUAUUACAUUUUUUCAAUUGCUUUUCACAAUAUAUAUUUACAAACAGAUAACAUCUAAUUAUCUGUUAAUGUUUUAUCUGUUUACAUAAUUAUAUAUAAUUAUUUUUGAUGUUUA
This is a messenger RNA of Pogonomyrmex barbatus (red harvester ant), 2252 nucleotides long. Its product is annotated as sphingomyelin phosphodiesterase 1. Gene Ontology annotation, cellular component: lysosome. Gene Ontology annotation, biological process: sphingomyelin catabolic process; ceramide biosynthetic process. NCBI's taxonomy places the organism in Eukaryota, Metazoa, Arthropoda, Insecta, Hymenoptera, Formicidae. The record is from RefSeq and is a predicted model, not a curated record. Gene Ontology annotation, molecular function: acid sphingomyelin phosphodiesterase activity.